Seriola aureovittata is the source of this 2720-nucleotide messenger RNA. It is a transcript of the gene ankrd33ab, whose product is annotated as ankyrin repeat domain 33Ab. Gene Ontology annotation, molecular function: protein binding. The transcript has 4 exons. NCBI's taxonomy places the organism in Eukaryota, Metazoa, Chordata, Actinopteri, Carangiformes, Carangidae. The coding region runs from base 1 to 1377 and encodes 458 amino acids. The record is from RefSeq and is a predicted model, not a curated record.
AUGGCCACUGCAGCAGAGGACCCCCACCUGGGCUCAGGCCCCGAUGAGGACGACGUGUCUCUGUCAGGGGGCGAGUCCGAUUCGGACAGCAUCCUCUCUGAUGACUCGGUGCUUCCAGACUACAGGCCGGAGACGAGUAAUGGGCGUGCAGCAUCAACACUGUAUCAAGCAUGCGCCCGUAACGAACCUUUCUCUCUGCGUAAAGUUCUGGAGAGAGGGGUCACAAAAGAAGAGGUCAUGGAGCUGGACAUCAACAGCUGGAAUGGCUUGAUGGUGGCCUGCUGCAAAGGUUUCGUGGACAUUGUAUAUGGGCUUCACAACUGUCCCUUUAUAGACAUAAACCACCAGGACAACGAAGGCAACACUGCACUGAUGAUUGCAGCCCAAGCAGGUCAUAUCAACACAGUCAUGUAUCUCCUAAACUACUAUUCUGGUAUAGACACGGAAAUAAAGGAUUGUCGUGGUUUCACGGCCCUCAUCAAAGCUGCUAUGACCGGCCGCAAUGACGUCGUGGCUGCCCUCGUAAUGGCCGGGGCUGACAUUCAUGCAGUAGACUCUACAAAAGGAAAAUGUGCUCGGGACUGGGCACUGAAAACAGGUCGUUAUGAGACCUUGCAUCGCCUCCGCCGCCUGAAUAUGCGACCGAAAGCUGAGCAGUUCUGUGAGAGUUAUGUCCCUGAGUGGCCUGAGCUCAAGGAGAAGGUAGCCAAGGCCAUAGCUGAGAAAACCGCAAGGGAAAAAAUUACCCAGCAUAUAAAAAAUACCUUUGGAUUCAGAAUUCCUCGUGACCCACAAGACAAUGGGGUCUUCGACCACAUGGUGCGCAUGACCACAAGCAUCCAUAGUCCCCUAAUUUCAACUGGAUGCCGUCCACUCUGCCCAACAAGCCCUCCAGAGGUGGGGAAGAGGCGGCUGGCUGUACCGGAGCUGGUGAAGAAACACCCAGAUAAGGAGCUAGAAGAGAGCUCGGUAUGCCACAGCAACGGCUCCGUGUCACACAUCAUUCCCACAAUCCACUCUGCAGAGUCCAUUGCUACCAGGUGCUGCACCGACACAGAGCGGCGAGGAAGCAUCCUCUCACUGGCCUCCACCAAAGUCGCUACUACAUUUAUUCCCCGCAGUAUGGCGAGAAGGAACAGCGUGUUCCCCUCUGGCUGCAUCCCCCAGAUCAACAUCAGCAGGCCUACAGAGGCAACGCCAAAGAAAGAAAAGAAGAAAAAGAAGAAGAAGGAAAAGGGAUUCCUGGAACCACCCAAGUGGAAGUACAAGGAGAUCAAGGAUGAGAAAAAGAGGGAAAAGAAAAAGGCUGAGAAAGAUAAAGCAGAGAAAGAAAAGGAGAAAAAAAAGGAAAAAGAAAGCAAGACGGCAAAAAAAUAGUUGGUUGAAGAAAGGGCUCUUGGUAAAUGGUAAAUGGACUUGCACUUACAGUAUAUAGCCCUUUUCCAGUCUUACUGACCACUCAAAGCGCUUUACAAUGCUUACGCAUUCACCCACUCACACACACAUUCAUACAUCACACUGAUGGAACAGCCAUCAGGGGCAAAUUGGGUUUUGCUAUCUUGCCCAAUGACACUUUCACACGCGGACUGGAGGAGCCGGGGAUCAAACCAACCACUCUCUCUAAUUAGUAUACGACCUGCUCUACCUCCUGAGCCACAACCACUGCCAGCCCCCACCCCACCCCCCCACACAGGCACAGCUCUUCUGCUUGAGAACUAUAUCAUUUUGAAAAUGUGUUCAACUCAGGGACUGAAACUGAAACCAAAUAUCUUGGAAACAUUCAGCGAAUACUGACCAUAUAACCUAAAGGGGAAAUAGGUACAAGAGGAAAUAUUUUUUCCUUCGUAAGACUGACUGACAGAAGACCUCAAAUGAGAACUGUAAAGACUCUUCAGGAGGAUUUUUGAAGCUUUUAGUCUGUCUAAAAGUUUAGACAAAUAUUACAUAUAUUUUGAGAUAGAAUAGAAAAUAAAGUUUAUUUUUCCAUUAAUAUAUUCAAAAUUUAUAGAAAUAAAAAAGACGAUGAUUAUGAUACAAUGCAUAAAAUCCCUGUUUACCGAUUCAGGUGCAAAAGCAUUUCUAGUAUCUACCUCAUUGUUCAAAUAAAACACAGAAAGGUAGACACAUACUGUUUGUAUACCUGCAUAUCCAAAAGUCAAAUUUAUCCCAGAUGUUAAUUUAGAAACAUAUAGCUAUUCCAUAGCCCAUUUGUGUUCUUAUAUAAUAUUGUUGUCUUUGUUGAAUUUGUUGUAAGUUAACUUUUGUAAAUAGGCCAAAAUCACUUGUAAAUACUGCAAACACGCAUCAACAUGGAGGAUCUGUUUAAUCCUCUCACUCAGUUCAUUCAAGUUUUAUUGCCAUUUUCUUAUACUGCCAAUAACACAUUCAUAUGAUGUUUUCAGCUUUUAUUAACUCUAUGAGUGCAUGGAUUCAGUUUGCUUGAAAUUACAAAUAAAUAUAGGACAGUGAAAAAUUAGCAGUUCGUUAAUCAGUUUUAAAGCUGCAAUGGUCAAUAUUUUUACACUAACAGUGGAUCAAAUGGGGGAACCCCGUUAGCUCACCUCACCUGUAUACCAUUAAGGCCGAGUCCUUGUCACAGCUGCAUGAGUUCAAAUCUGGCCCAGGUCCUUUGCUGCAUGUUAUCCCAUGUCUCUCUUUCCCCUAACUUUGAUGUGUCUCUCUUGCACUCUCUCCACUUCUCUAUCAUAAUAAAGGCACAA